This is a messenger RNA of Rhizophagus irregularis DAOM 181602=DAOM 197198, 606 nucleotides long. NCBI's taxonomy places the organism in Eukaryota, Fungi, Glomeromycota, Glomeromycetes, Glomerales, Glomeraceae. The record is from RefSeq and is a predicted model, not a curated record.
AUGGAUUUUUGCUUUGAUAUAGAUUAUUAUACUUAUUAUAAUGAUUUUAAUACAACAUAUAAUUUUUUAAAUUUUAUUAAUUUUCCUGGAGCAAAUGAUUGUUUAAAAAAUCUUUCAGAAUUGACAUGUUGCUCAUAUAUAGAUUCUGAAUUUUUUCUUCAAUUAUCUAAAAUAUGUCAUAAUAUAAAUUCUUUAGUUAUAAAAUUUGAAGAAACUGUUUCAGUUGGAAUAAAUGAUUUGAUACUUUGUCAAAAUAAUUUAAAAUCCAUAUCAUUCAUCAACUGUAAUGAGAGUAUUUAUAUUUUUAGGGAUGAUAUACUUAAUUGUUUCAAGAAAUUAACAAAACAUUCAAAUACUUUAACAAAAUUAUUUUUAUUUAGAAUACCACUACCAUCCAUUUUUAUUAAAAUUACAUUUUCAAACUUAAGAAUUUUAAAAUUAACUUCUGUAGUAGAUGUUGAUAUUUUAAUUAAAUUUUUAGUAAAUAAUGGAAAGAAUUUAGAAAACAUUAAUUUAAAAAUUGAUAGUAGUGAUAAAAAUUCAUUGGACUUAGCUAUAGCUGAAUAUUGCCCAAACUUCAAAUCAUUAUCUAUCAUUAAUCCAUAA